Molecule: messenger RNA, 4149 nt
Organism: Passer domesticus (house sparrow)
Lineage: Eukaryota; Metazoa; Chordata; Aves; Passeriformes; Passeridae
Gene: PRRG1
Product: proline rich and Gla domain 1
Exons: 4
Coding region: 11-916 (301 amino acids)
Cellular component (GO): extracellular region
Molecular function (GO): calcium ion binding
Source: RefSeq, a predicted model, not a curated record
CAGCGGGGCAAUGAUCAGCGGGGCACGGGCGGGCGCGCCGGGUCGCCCCGGGUCUCUCCCCGCCUCACAGCCGCCCUCGGGCUGCCGGGCGCAUGCGCGGAGGCACCGCCUGCUCCGCCGAGCGCGCAGCGGGCGUUGGGGCAGCGCGGGGCGGCAGCGCUGGCCCUGCUCCGCUCCCGGGCGGCGGCUUGAUAUUUGCAAGUUCCCAGCCUUGACAGCAAUCACCAUGGAUAGUGUGUUCUUAACAGAGGACAAAGCCAACUCUGUGUUGAAAAGAUACCCAAGAGCUAACACAUUUCUGGAAGAAAUAAAGCAAGGUGACAUAGAACAUGAAUGCAGAGAAGAAAUCUGUAGCUAUGAAGAGGCGAGAGAAGCAUUUGAAAAUGAGGAAAAAACGAAGGAGUUCUGGAAAGUCUACAAAAACGGACUCCAGGGAGAAAGUAACACAGGACAUAACUGGUAUUCAUUUUACCUUACAUUUCCAUUAAUCAUUGGCCUUUUUGUUAUCCUCAUUGUCGCUUUUGUCAUCUGGAGAUGCCUGUUUAAAAAGAAAAUGCGCAGGCAGUCGGUGUACGUGCACAGGGGAGCCCACGGCGCGCUGGGCGAUGGUGCUGCUGGCAGAGGGCCCCUCCCGCCGCCUCUCAGCAUUGUUCAUUCCCCGCAGGAGGAAAUGUAUGAGGUCAGUGGGCUCUCUCCAGGAGGUCUGAGCUAUUCGGAUGCACGGUCAGACUCAAUAUCCACAAGGCUCUCAAACUGUGAUCCUCCUCCUUCCUAUGAGGAAGCCACUGGGGAAAUCAGUGUGAGAAGAAGUGAAACUGAGCAGCAUUUGGAUCCACCCCCGCAGUACGAAGACAUUGUGAAUUCCAGUUCAGCCACUGCCAUAGCGCUAACCCCCAUUGUCACCAGUACUAAGUAAAACAAGAAGAAUGCCAUGGACCUUUUGAAAAUCAUUAAUCAUUUUGUAGCACUUUAUCUUGGCUUAUUAUGCAUUUCUGUAAUUUAACGGACUUGUAUACGAUGAAUUUCACCUUUUUUAGGUUCACUCGUUCUUUGGGUUUGGGAUUUUUUUUUCCCUAUCAAAUGUCUUAAAAGAUAAGGAAUCUGUAUUGAGAGUGUAGUGCAGAUACAGAUGUGGUGCUCUGUCAUACUUCUCAAAAGUACCUCUGUUUUGAAGGAUGUCACUUGUUUUGUUCCAAACACUGUCCACAUUCCCCACAAGAUUUGGGGGAUCCCCCUCCCCUUUCUUACUGCAGACUGUCAGAAUUCCCUGCAAUAGGGAAUCCUUAAGUAACAUUUUAGUAGUUAUUUACACUAGAGGGGACUGAUUUUGCAGUAUUGCCUCUUGUCUGGUUUGUUCCUUUUUCUCACCUCGAUUUUUGUUACAUGCUGCACCCUCUCCUGGCACUGGGGAGGCUGGGAGCCUUUGUGUUCAAACCAGGAUCUCAUGUAGAGAAUGCUGGUGUAACAGCAAUAAUUCCAGAGUCCUAGCAGGAGAAGUGUGUUCUAAAGCUUUGAUAUUACAGCUCAAAAUUCUGUAAAUGUGUAGAAGCUGACAAUUCAAGACACUAAUUGGUGAAUUUAAUGGUGUAAGUUUUUGUCUGUGUUCUGCUUUCCUGUUUCCCUAUCUGGUUUUACUGGUUUUACUUUUGUAUUUUAGAGGUGAGAAGUGUGCAUAUGUUAACUUCAGAACUUGAAAGUUCGUGCAACAGUAAUAGUGAAGUACUCAAGAGUGGAUAAAAUCCUGAUUAUGGACUUCCUACUGUGAUUUUCACUGGGACCAGAAUGUAAUCUAUAAGCACAUACACCCAAAGGCAUUACUUUCCUUUUUAAAGGGAGAAAAAGGAAAGAAAAUCAGUGUCUGUGACUUCCUUUUUCCCAAAUAUGAAAACCUUCCUUAAGGUUUUGCCAGCUAUAAACAUAAGCCCUUUCCUAAAGUUCUGAUACUCCCUUACCUACUCACAUGUACCUUGUAUGCACCUUGUACUGGUGCCUGUGGAAAUUAUUUGCAGAGAAUAUAAAUAUCUUUUUUCAACAAAAAAUAAAUUUGUUGCCUAUCCAUUCCAACAAGGAAUUCUAAGAACAUGCAGGCAUAACCCCAAGCAUUAGUGUGGAGUGACUUUUUGAGGCUGAAGAGAAGGAUGCAAGUUACAGGCUUGUACAGAAUUUCAUCCACUUGGUUUAGGUGAUAAAAGUUCUAGUGUGGUGAUUCUUUUACAGGUUGAUUUAAAAGUUAAUUGCUCUGUUUAAUUUCUGAGUAUUAGGUUUCAGUUUUCUUUCUUCCCACACCAAGUAGCGUGGCAUUAGUUUAGUACUCUUCUGUGUUCUACUAAUCAAUUAACACCAAUUGAAAGAUGUUGAGCCCUGAAGGACUAAAUUAUGUUAUGUUGGCUUUCUUGCAACAGAAACCCAAACUGUCUUGUUUCAAACACCCCAGAUAAAAUGCCAGUGCUAUCUGUUUGAAAUUCCUCUUAAUGUCCCUCUCAUGGAGGCUUGGCCCAACUGUUCCCAAAGGAUUUUUGUGGAAGGAAAUGGAUGGUUAUAGAUGGUGUGUAAAUGUUCACUUUGAUAAGAAUAUGAUCUAACUUAUUGACAAGUACAGUCAGGAGUUCUCAUUUUUGACAAAGAGUAAGUUGCCUUUGUUGCCUGCUGGGGAUCUUCAGCUGCUAAGGCAAGUUGUAUUAGAGAUGAACUCCUGGCCAAACUCCUGCCUCCAUUGUCAAAACUAUAAUUUGUAUUUAUAUUCAUUAUAUAUAAUAGGUAUAUUAAGAUAAGUAGAUAAGUACAGUAUAUUUUGGACACUUGUAGUAAAAAUUGCCUGGGUUUUGUUUGUGGACUGUCAGACCUUUUCUUUUGAAGUGGUUUUAGCCCUUGUGAAUCCUGAAUUGCCACUUGUGGAAGCUAAAGCUCCUUUCAAACCGAGCAAGAGUUAGUAAAUAAACUGCUUUAUGCAGAUUCUGCAGAACAAAGUGCCUCAUCCCAGCAUGCAGGAACCACCUCAGGAAGAGCUGGUACUUCAUUGUCUGUGCCAUAUUGGCACCUCCUGUGCCUGCCAGCACAGAUAGGAGUUUUAGCAGUAACUUCCUUGUCAGGAUAUAGGACUUUCCUGUAGGAAAUGCAUGGAGAUCACCCAUGUUACAUUAGCUUGUUUAGCAGCUGUCAUCAUCCCUGGACAUGGGCAGUCUGCUUUAGUAAUUUAGAGAUGAGCUGGCUUUUCCCUUCUUUCUGUGUUUUCUUUACUCUGUACUCCACUGCCACUUUUGAAGGGUUUGUUUGUGGCUCCUAAGUUGAGUGUGUUACUUUAUCCUGUUACUGUGUCCUGUAGGUACUUUCAUGUGCAAUCCAAAAUUGAUGCUUGCCAUUCCAAAACAAGUUACAACCAAAAACUUUGUGAUCUAUGAGUUGAAUUAAUUAGACAAUGCCUUUUCCAUGAGUAUAUGAGUAUGAAAGCCAUUGUGGGCUAUAAAUUUAUGGCUUGGUGAAUAAAUUUAAUUUUUAAACAAAACUUGUUUGGGACAGUUGUGCAAAUGCAUUUCCUCUAAAACAUGAACAGUUUUCUCCAUGUUGGAAUAGUGUCAACUUACAAACUGUUUGUUCUGUUUUGUGAAAUGUGGGAAAAUAGCUUAGUUUUGUGGUUGGCUUUUCUAACCUGAUUGAAAAAUAAAAUUUUAUUUGUACUGGGGUUUUUUACAGCUUUUUUUUUGUUUGUUUUACCUAUCCUGUAAUUGCAUUAUCAUGCAAUAAAUAUAAAUUUAUAGUUGUACCUCUCUAAGGUUUUGCAGCUCUGAAUGCAGUGCUGUCUUGACUGAUGACAUGAAUAGUCAGGAUACUGCCUUUCCCACUUCUGAAUGUAACAUUGAAUUUCAUCUUGUAUUGGGACUGAAAUGAUUUAGCUACUAAAACUAACUUAGAGGUGGCACUGUUUUAAGAAAUGAUGGAAAUUAAUGAUUUGCUUAGAUUAUAUUAACAUUAGUGAAGGUUGUUCUCUCUUCACUGGAUGUAAAUAACCUCUGAUUACAGUAUUGUAUAUUUUAAAGGGGUUUGGUUUACAUUAAAUUAUCCUAUUUAAACAUUUUUGCCUAUGUUUAUAGAAAAUUUUUUGUAACAUUUGUUUUUCAAUAUGCUAAAUAAAACUUUUUAAGAUGCCUCUAA